Molecule: messenger RNA, 508 nt
Organism: Musca domestica (house fly)
Lineage: Eukaryota; Metazoa; Arthropoda; Insecta; Diptera; Muscidae
Product: sarcocystatin-A
Exons: 3
Coding region: 91-474 (127 amino acids)
Molecular function (GO): cysteine-type endopeptidase inhibitor activity
Source: RefSeq, a predicted model, not a curated record
AGCGAGAUCGAAACUCAGUCUCAUUUUGAGUUUUGUGGAGCUAGCAUCGUUACGUUUUCGUUUGUAUCAAAAGAUUUCUGAAAAAAAAAAAUGAAUAAGAUAUUAUUAAUUACUCUUGUUGCUGUUGCAUUUGUGGCCAUCGAGGCUGAAACUGGCGGAAAAUUACAACCACGCGGCGCCCCACGCCAAUUGGAAGGCGAAGGCCUUAAGGAAGCCGAGGAAACCCUAGAAUUAUCAUUGAAGAAAUUGGCAGCGGGUGAAGAUGCCAUAAAUUAUAAGCUCUCCAAGAUCCAUUCGGCCUCCAAACAAACGGUUUCAGGAACUUUGUACAAAAUUAAUGCUGACAUCAUUGAUGGCGAAGAAACCAAGAAUUGCGAUGUCAGUAUUUGGUCCCGAGCAUGGCUAGAAAAUGGCAUUGAAGUUGACUUUAAUUGUAAGGACGGAAAAAAAUUCAAACGUAAUCAUAGUGCUUAAUUUUAUAAAAGGAAUAAAUAUCCAAAAAAAAGAC